AUGGCUCAAGGAGUGCUGAGCUCGGAUAUUUCCACAAGAAAUCCUCAGGAUGAAUACGAGCUCAUACAAAGAAUUGGAAGUGGGACUUAUGGUGAUGUAUACAAAGCUAAAAGAAUAUCUACAAAUGAUUUAGCAGCAAUAAAAGUUAUUAAAUUGGAACCAGGCGAUGACUUUGGAAUUAUUCAACAGGAAAUACUCAUGAUGAAAGACUGUAGACAUCCAAAUAUCAUUGCAUAUUAUGGUAGCUACUUACGAAGAGAUAAAUUAUGGAUUUGUAUGGAAUAUUGUGGAGGAGGAUCACUGCAAGAUAUAUAUCAUAUUACUGGACCAUUAACAGAGCAACAAAUAGCCUAUAUGUGUAGAGAAACACUUUUGGGUUUGUCGUAUUUGCAUAGUAUGGGGAAAAUGCAUAGAGACAUAAAAGGUGCAAAUAUUUUAUUAACUGAAAUAGGUGAUGUUAAAUUAGCAGAUUUUGGAGUUUCUGCACAAAUUACUGCUACAAUUAAUAAGCGGAAAUCAUUUAUUGGUACUCCUUACUGGAUGGCUCCAGAGGUUGCAGCUGUUGAAAGGAAAGGUGGUUACAAUCAAUUAUGUGAUAUUUGGGCUAUAGGAAUUACUGCAAUAGAAUUGGCAGAACUACAACCCCCUAUGUUUGACUUACAUCCAAUGAGAGCUUUGUUUUUAAUGUCAAAAAGUGGUUUUAAACCACCGACUCUUAAAGACAAAGAUAAAUGGAGUACUGUUUUCCAUAAUUUUGUGAAAACUGCACUCACAAAAAACCCAAAAAAGCGGCCCACUGCUGAAAAAUUGUUGCAGCAUCAGUUCUUUCAAGGAGAAAUGAGCAGAAGACUAGCGAUUGAAUUGCUGCAAAAGGCAAACAAUCCAUCGCACAUGUUUACGGACAUGGAAGCAGACGAAGACGGGUCAGUACCAAAUGUUCCUCAACGUAUCGCAUCACGAUUGACAUCACGCCCUAAGCAUCGUAAUUUAGCACAUGUAUCAAACCCAAUUGAUAGCAUAGACGAAGUCAACAACACAUUGCAACGACCAGGACCCUCGCAAAACUCGAAAGAAAGUGCCAAUAAGGACGUAAUGGAUAUAAUGGACAUAAUGAAUAACGUAACAACAGUACACACUUGUGCUGAACACAAGAAUAAAAAGUGUGGUAUGGGCAAUGCUUUCGACUCCCUGAACAGAGAAAAUUCUGAAAGAAGAAGAAUGACCGGAUCGCAAAUUUUAAACAUGUCGUUAAGGAGUCUAUUGCAGUACAUAGAUGAAGAGCUUAUGUUGAGGGGAACGUACAAAUUUCGUCAAAUGGACUCCUACGAACAACAGGCAACUUUACCAGUUCAAGACACCGAAACAAAUGUUCACGUGAAAUGUGAAGUUCAUACCAUUCCUUCUAGUCCAACUAGUGACAACAACACAUUCAACGGUUCUCCAAGACGACAUUCUUCAGUCGAUGAGUUGUAUGGUUUGGUCAAUUCGAUGAAUGUCAAUGGCCAAAGGCAACGCUCCCUUAGUGAUAGUGGUAGAAAUGAGAGGACCGUGAAUGGUACAGAGACUGAAAUAAAUCACGAAGGAAGCGCUCCUGAUUUAGUAGUUUGUCCUCCAGUUCCACCAACAAGAAAACAUAGAAGAAGACAUACCCCACCCCGCCCCCCUAGCAAUGGUUUACCUCCCACACCAAAAGUUCACAUGGGAGCAUGUUUUUCAAAGGUGUUUAAUGGCUGUCCCCUUCGCAUAUACUGCACUGCAUCCUGGAUUCAUCCUGAUACUCGCGAUCAACACAUUCUAAUAGGGGCGGAGGAAGGGAUUUACAAUUUAAAUUUGAACGAGUUACACGAGACGUGUAUUGACCAAUUAUACCCAAGAAGGACCAUUUGGAUGUAUGUCAUCAAAGAUGUACUCAUGACAUUAUCAGGGAAAACCCCACAUUUGUACAGACACGACCUGUUGGCGAUGCAAAGUAAACAAUCUCACAGGUUCAGUAUUCAUAUGAACCGGAUACCAGAAAAGCUUGUGCCGCGCAAAUUCGCUCUGACGACGCGCGUACCGGACACGCGCGGCACGCUCAAAUGCUGCGUGUCACGGAAUCCGUAUAACGGUUACAAAUAUCUUUGCGGCGCCACCUCGUCUGGCAUCUACCUCAUGCAAUGGUAUGACCCACUGAAUAAAUUCAUGUUGCUAAAGCAUGUAGAAUGCACUUUACCGAAUCCACUAAACGUUUUUGAAAUGAUAAUAACCCCAGAGCUGGAGUAUCCGGUGGUUUGCGUAUCUGUAAAGCAAGCAUAUCAACCUAACAGAUUCAAAUUGGAUUUGAUCAAUAUGAAUUCAGGUGCGAGUUGGUUCCAUUCGGACGAAUUGCAAGACAUGGAUGGUACGACUACUGUUAUACCAAAACGCGAAAAUUUAAACAUUGUCCAUGUGUCCCAACUAGAAAAAGAUUCAAUUCUCAUUUGUUACGACAACGUAGUCAAAAUUGUUACGCCGCAGGGUAAAGUGAAAAUUAGCAAAAAACAAGUGUUAGAAUUAAAAUUCGAAUUUCGAAUAAUGAGUGUUGUUUGUCUGCCGGAUAGUGUUCUGGCAUUCCAUAAGCAUGGCAUGCAGGGCCGGUCUUUUAAAAAUGGUGAUAUUACUCAAGAGAUUACAGAUCUUUCGAGAACUUACAAAUUAUUGGGGAGUGACAAAGUUGUAGUGUUAGAAAGUAAUCUUCUUCAUUCCGGAACGUUGACAGGGGAGGAGGGGCAUGAUCUUUACAUAUUAGCCGGUCACGAAGCGAGUUAUUAGGUUUACUAAAUUAAAUACAUACUUUAGGUGGAAUUGAUUUUUUUUCUUCUUAAGACGGUGGUUUUUAACAAUUCGGUAUAACUUCUUAUAAGCCACCCUAGUAAAAAAAUAAUAAUAACUAAUAACAAAAUUAAUUUUUAAAAUAUUGAGCAGUAUUUAUUUUAGAUACGGUAUAUAUAAUAUUAGUAUAUACGUGUAAAUCCAAGCUCAGUAACAAAAUCAAAAAUAAUAAACCUCUUCUGCUUAUCUUAGGCUGCUUAGGAAAAACUGAUUUAAUUUAUUCUAGAACCAACAUAUUAUGCAAAUGAUUAAAUAGACAUAUAUCAAAUCAAUACAGAAAUCAAAGUUCAUCCACCAAAAUACAUUAAGACAAAGGGGGUAAGAGUAAUAGAUAAAACAAAAAUCAAAUGUGAGUCUUACAGUAGUUGCCAGUGAUGCGUACCAUCUAACAAAGGUAGCGUAAUGGCAAUGUAUCGUGCUGUUCAAGACCAAGACUUAUUUCUCUUUUUCCUCUCUCUAUUCAAGCGUCAACUGUAGACAGCAUCGAUUGAAUAGAACGCGUUUCUUCUUUUGUACUUUUGGUUAAGCGUUUUGGUGCAUUCGCGAAAUUACUGGAAUAUUUCCACACACAUGUACCAAAAGUAUUAAUGAGCGAAGGGUUGAUUUUUGAAUCAUUAUAUCUAUGUACUACUUUAGUACCUUCUGGCAGAAGAAUGGAGUGGUACUAAGAGUCCACUCUGGGUAUCAUUAAUGCUAGUUAUGCCACUGUACACAGCACCGUGAAUUAAAUUUAUAAUGCAAUGUAAAUCUCUGAAAUAUUUUUAUUGAACAAUUUUUCUGUGCAAGGUGACCACAGUCUAUUUACUGGGAAAAAGAUUAUCACAAAAUUUUAAUGUGGACAGUAUACUGUCAAAUUUGGUGGAAUAAUAAUAAAGUAAUAGAUUUAGUAAUUCGCUCUGUGUACCUUGAAACUUGAAUUAGGUAGUUGUAAAAUAGAAAUUAUUUUGCACUAAAACUUUAUUAGAUGUAGGUAAUAACAAAGAAAAAUUAAAAUAUAUUUAAUUAUUUACGCAAAACACCAUUUUAAAUUUGCACAUUUGACAUACAUAUAACUUUUGAUAGGGACUGCUCUUUAAGUAUAAAAAUGCGGCAGACAGAAUUCUAUUUUUGAAUAGCUCUAAUAAAUAAUUGUUCGGUGUUUUAGUCUCUCGAAAUUGAUAAAAUUAAAAGGUAAACGUCGAUUUUAUCUCGAUAUUAGGUAGAUAAUAACCAAUAACUAUAAUAAAAUUACUUCAAUUUUAUGUUUUAAAUCUUAAUGGUAUCCACGGUUAAAAUUAAUUUAAAAAAUGCAUUACUCUUGAGGGCAAACUAAAAAGUAUUUUAUAUUUAACCUAGCAUAUAGUACUUUUCUUUUAUCGUAUUUUUUGUUCUAAAUUGCUAAAUCAAUAAUAGAUCAGUAAGUAAAAUAGAACAACAAACUUUAAACACACACAUUUUUAUGAGAUGAAUUCUGUUUUUCAUGUUUUUUUUAAGUGAUAGUUAAUGAAAGAAAAAAGACUUUGUUUUUUGCAUGAAAAGCUAUUACGUAAAGUUUUGAAUAAUUAACAUUUUGAUUUCUGUAUUUGAUACUGUUUAUAGGACAGCAUUCUUGGCUGUGUUUAAUCUAUAGCUUUUACUUUAUCAUUGUAAAUAUUGUACAUUAAAUUAACAUAAAGAUUACCUACCAAAAAACCUAUUUAUUGCCUAGAUUUUUUUAAUUCAAACGUAUCAAAUAUAGUUCAUAAUUUGUAUAUAAUUAUUAUUAUAUGAAAGGCGUUUAUUUGUAUUUUUUUAUUUGUUUUGUACAGGCUUAUUAUAAAAUCGGAAGUUUCCUUGAUAAAAAAGUAUUUCAGUUCUUUGUUACAUGUUAUUAAGAGAAUCAUAAACU
Messenger RNA from Agrilus planipennis (emerald ash borer), 4717 nucleotides. It is a transcript of the gene hppy, whose product is annotated as mitogen-activated protein kinase kinase kinase kinase 5. The coding region runs from base 1 to 2790 and encodes 929 amino acids. The transcript has 20 exons. Gene Ontology annotation, molecular function: MAP kinase kinase kinase kinase activity; ATP binding. NCBI's taxonomy places the organism in Eukaryota, Metazoa, Arthropoda, Insecta, Coleoptera, Buprestidae. The record is from RefSeq and is a predicted model, not a curated record. Gene Ontology annotation, biological process: protein phosphorylation.